This is a messenger RNA of Exophiala spinifera, 1020 nucleotides long. RefSeq lists its product as uncharacterized. Gene Ontology annotation, biological process: fatty acid elongation. The transcript has 2 exons. The record is from RefSeq and is a predicted model, not a curated record. Bases 1 to 1020 code for a protein of 339 amino acids. Lineage: Eukaryota; Fungi; Ascomycota; Eurotiomycetes; Chaetothyriales; Herpotrichiellaceae. Gene Ontology annotation, molecular function: ketoreductase activity. Gene Ontology annotation, cellular component: endoplasmic reticulum.
AUGGCGGUUGAUUUGGGACCUUUGGGCCAACAGAGCCUGGCUUCUACAGCCUUGAUAGGCGUGGGCGCCAUCACCAUUGCCUCGAUUGCAUUCACAACUUUGAGGGUGAUCCUAAGCACUUUCGUGCUUCCCGGUAAAUCUCUCUCGAAAUACGGUCCCAAGGGCUCAUGGGCGGUCGUCACGGGAAGCUCUGAUGGCAUCGGUCGAGAAUACGCCCUCCAGCUUGCAAAGAAGGGCUUCAACCUGAUCCUGGUAUCGAGAACCGCCUCCAAGCUCGAGUCCCUCGCCUCCGAAAUCAAAACCCUGGUACCUAGUGCUGUGGUUGAAAUCCUAGCUAUGGACUUCUCACAAAAUCGAGACGCAGACUACGCGGCAUUGGCUUCUUUGGUACAAGGAAAACAAGUGUCAAUUCUGAUCAACAAUGUCGGUCAAAGCCACAGCAUCCCUGUGACAUUCGCCGAGACGUCGUUGUCUGAGAUGUCAAACAUCAUCAACAUCAAUUGCUUGGGAACACUGCGUGUCACGCAGACUAUUCUACCAAGCAUGCUGCCACAGAAGAAAGGCCUCGUCUUGACCAUGGGAUCCUUCGGCGGAUUGGCGCCAACUCCCUUGUUGGCUACAUACUCCGGUUCCAAGGCAUUCCUGCAACAAUGGUCGAACGCAUUGGCUUCCGAGCUGUCAAGCAAAGGUAUCGACGUGUUCCUGGUGCACUCAUAUCUCGUUACAUCGGCCAUGUCCAAGAUCCGCCGAGCGAAUUGGCAAGUGCCUACAGCAAAAGCUUUUGUCAAAUCGGUGCUGGGAAAGAUCGGUCGAAGAGGAGGAAGUAUUGGCUAUGCGCACAGCGGUACCCCCUAUUGGAGUCACGCAAUAGUCGCAGCCCUUAUCACUGGUGUGUUGGGCCCUAUGAGCGGUUUGCUCCUUGAGUUCAACAGGAAAAUGCAUGUUGAUAUUCGGAGACGAGCCCUAAAGAAGGCAGAACGAGAGGCACAAAAAGGCAAAAAGGAGACAGGGGGGAAAUGA